This is a messenger RNA of Sabethes cyaneus, 1194 nucleotides long. RefSeq names its product TAF5-like RNA polymerase II p300/CBP-associated factor-associated factor 65 kDa subunit 5L. Gene Ontology annotation, molecular function: RNA polymerase II general transcription initiation factor activity; protein binding. The record is from RefSeq and is a predicted model, not a curated record. NCBI's taxonomy places the organism in Eukaryota, Metazoa, Arthropoda, Insecta, Diptera, Culicidae. The transcript has a single exon. Bases 1 to 1194 code for a protein of 397 amino acids.
AUGUCUAAAACGAAGUAUAUGUUGGCGGGCGAAACCGAGCGUGACAGGGCCCGCUUAUGCAGUACCGUGGUAAUCGACGCUGCUGCUAGUGGAAAUGAUUGGAGGGAGGAAACCGCACACCACUCAGAUAGUGCACGAGAUGGUAGCAGCUUGGGGAACUUGUUUCGCGUCCGGUCGCAAUCGGAGAUUAAUAGGCUGAACAAGCUGCUGCCUGUUUACAGCAGGCGUCAGAACAAACGUGAACGAUGGAAGCAAUUUAUGGAGCGCCGGUGCAGUGAAAAUGUUUACACCGAAACGGGAGGAGUGACGCUGCGCGGCCAUUCCAGGGCCAUUACCGAUCUGCUCUUCUCCGGUCACGGUCCGUUACUGAUGAGCGUUUCACGGGACCGAACUAUGCGGGCGUGGCACGCAUCCGACUAUAACUGCCGAGCAGUCUACCGAGGUCACAACCAUCCGCUCUGGUGCGUUGCGGAAAGUCCUACCGGCUUGUACCUAGCCACGGGGUCACGCGAUACCACGGCACGUCUUUGGUCAACGGAACGGGAAUUUUCACUGCUAACCUUCGUGGGCCAUACGCAGGACGUCGAUGCGGUUGCUUUCCAUCCGAACGGAAACUACCUGGCGACUGGGUCGACUGACUUGACCGUCCGACUUUGGUGCGUCGCCACUGGGAGGCUACUUCGGGUCUUUACCGAUUGUCGACAGCCGAUCCAAACGAUUUGCUUCAGUCCGGACGGAAAAUACCUGGCGGCCGGUGGUGAAGAAAGCCGGGUAAGAAUUUUCGAUCUAUCCGCUGGUUCUCAGUUAACUGAACUGCGUGAUCACACAUCGGCAGUGACGUGUGUUACCUGGAGCUCAAACGGGCACCAUUUAGUAUCGGCCGGUGCAGACGGUAUAGUGCGCAUUUGGGAUGCAGUUCGAAUGGUUUCAUCUUCCUCGACGUCUGGUGGCAGUGGUGCAUCGACUGGUAGUCAGCAAAAUGCAACCAAUAGUCCUAACGCUGCUACCGCUAGCAGCAGUAGCAACAGCGGCAUCAGCUCAAGUAAUUCUACGAAUCAGAAAAGUUCCAACUCCAGUGGCUCUUCGUCAUCAAGCAAUAAUCUCCUGCUGGCCUAUGCGACAGGUUGCCGCCGAAUCUACCGAGUACGCUACAAUCACCUCAACGUAAGUCUCGGUUGUAUAGGCAACAGCUAA